ACAAAACGCGUAUUUUUUACUCAAAAUGUUCACUGCAUUGUUUAAAGACCUUCGAUCUUUCGCCGUUAGUAAUAUAGCAUAUUUUCAAAACGGUAAAAGUAAUACACACGCCAAAUUUCAUGCGGCAUUUUGUUUAUUACACGAACACAUUGACCGAGGUAUUCAGCCGACAGUAGAGCUGAUCGCUCCACGUUUGCCCGAGUACGAUCUAUCGCCAGACGUUCAAGCAAAUGGAUUUAGGAGCAUCAUCAAAAUUAUCCACAAAUGCUGCCUCCACAUUCUACAGCUGGUACGCCAUAUUCACGUUAAUCGAGAAUCCAUGUUUUUCCGAUCAUCUCACUAUAGUUCGGAGUUGGAGGCUUACGUCGAGACGCUGGGGCAACUCCGUGCGUGCCUAGAGCAUGCAUAUAAACUCAUGGACUUCUGUAAAGAUGGGAGUUUGUUUGCGGACGAGGAGAUGAUCGAUGACGCUAUAGCAGAGGAGCUUACACAACAAGUGGAAAAGCUGAGCCAGGAAUGUUUUUAUGGCAGGACAAUGGGUUUUCAGUUUUGCAGCUCUAUGCAGACGCCGCUAAGCACAGUUGGUGUGACAAUGGCCUCCUUCAGUGAAAACUACUUGGACAAUAAGUCACAGCUAAGGCAGUUUGCUGGCACUGUACUAAGUAGUAGAAAGUAUCUUCUGAAUCCUGAGCUCCGUGCACGACAGAUAUGUGCAGUGACAAGGAUGGCCGAUGUAAGGUUUUGUAAAGCAUUCUGGUCCAUCACAGAAUCAGGGAUCAUGCAGCAGUUACCAACAUUCGUGUGUCCAUCAGUGCAGGUGAAUGAAGUGCUGGUACUGCCACCAGAACCUUUUGAAAUAGAGGCUUCUGAGGGAAAAGAAACUGUGACAAUUACGCCUCCCUGUGCCCAUACUGGCCACGGUCCAGUGAAUGUCCGCCUGUUCUCCAGCGAGUAUAGAGUGGGUCAGCCAAGGAAGUCAACCAAACCGCUCCCCAAAAAAGCUGUACCACUGCCCUUGUCUCCUUGUCUUCUGGUCCACUGUCAUGGAGGGGGAUUUGUGGCCCAGUCUUCAAAAUCACAUGAGGUGUAUCUACGACAGUGGGCCAAGGACCUAAAUGCGCCAAUCCUGUCUAUUGACUACUCACUGUCUCCAGAGCACCCCUUCCCCCGAGCAUUGGAGGAGUGUUUCUAUGCUUAUGCCUGGGCAGUAAAAAAUUGUCGCAGUCUUGGCUCGACAGGGGAGGUAAUCUGCUUAGCAGGUGACAGUGCUGGAGGCAACCUAAUGAUCUCCACAGCAAUGAGAGCAGCCUCAUUUGGAAUCCGAGUCCCAGAUGGGAUUGUGGCAGCGUAUACACCUGUGUUGGUCCAUUAUACACCUUCACCCUCUCGCAUGCUGUCACUAAUGGACCCACUCUUGCCUGUUGGUAUUCUAGUCCGCUGCAUGGCAGCCUAUGCUGGUAUUCCAAAUGACUUCCUUGAUCAGAGGCGUAGUAGUCGUGAUAUAGAAGAAGAGUUUGUUGUCAUAGAAACAGUGGACUGUGAAGAAAACAGCCCAUCCAGUGACUCCUAUAGUCACGAUGAUGGCUCUUCAGUUGACAUUCUCAAUAGAGUUACUUCACUUGAAUCUCUUGACUCCGACCUGGGUUUUCCUGUGUUAACAAAUAAUCAUACACAGAACCAAGGUGAUACAGACUCUGCUGUUAUUGUGGAGAAUGAUCAAGUUCAGUCUGAUAGUGUUGCUGUAGAUGCCAGCUCUCAAGAUCAGUCAGAUGCUGAGGUCAGUGAAAUUGCUUCCCCGGACGAAUUCAACAGUGUAUGUCUGGACACAAGUGGAGGCAGCUCUUUAGCUACCUCUACUCUUGGAGAUCUUCCCUUGGAUGAAAAGCCAAAUAACUCUCAAAAACAACUGUCCAAUCUAGAAUUGGCAAACAGUGGACAAACUGUCCCCACUCUUCGUCAGUCUUUGCACCUCAGUCUGCCUAGCUCUCCCACCAAACAUGGAAACAAAUUUCCAAUUAGUCCUAGCAUGCCAGCUAUUGGUAUUUCUGACCGUCUUGGGUACAAGAAAGGAUUCAGCCCAGUGUAUGAGGCUAGACACCACAUAGAGAGUCCUGUGCGUAUAUUCCGUAGUCUUCCAAUUGUCAAAAACCCAUACAUGUCCCCUAUGGUAGCCCCAGAUGAGAUGCUGGCAUUUCUUCCUCCACUGUAUCUUGUGGGUUGUCACCUUGACCCACUGUUGGAUGAUUCUGUGAUGUUUGCACGGAAAUUAAGAAGUUUAGGUAGGACAGUAGACCUACACAUGAUUGAAGAUCUUCCUCAUGGCUUUCUCAACUUUAGUCUAGUCAGUGCGGAGGCCAAACUUGGCUCCGAUGUCCUUGUUGACAAGAUCCGCAAAGUUUUCCAUUCUUCACUAAAAGAGGAGCAGAAUGAAAUGGUUUCUGAAAAUUUGUCUUCUCAUUGA
Messenger RNA from Ylistrum balloti, 2461 nucleotides. Its product is annotated as hormone-sensitive lipase-like. The transcript is spliced from 9 exons. Gene Ontology annotation, molecular function: triacylglycerol lipase activity; sterol ester esterase activity. Gene Ontology annotation, cellular component: cytosol. The record is from RefSeq and is a predicted model, not a curated record. NCBI's taxonomy places the organism in Eukaryota, Metazoa, Mollusca, Bivalvia, Pectinida, Pectinidae. Bases 26 to 2461 code for a protein of 811 amino acids. Gene Ontology annotation, biological process: cholesterol metabolic process; triglyceride catabolic process.